AUGGACGACGGAAUAGUUAGCUACGGAGAGCAUCCAUUGAACCGGUUGAAGUUCUUCCAGUUCGACAAAUCGAACGAUGUGACUCUUUUGCUAAUUCAUGGUGGAGCAUGGAGGGAUCCUAAUAACACAUACAACGAUUUCAAAGAUAUGAUUAGCCAUAUACAAAAGAACCAAUAUGCAGCUAAAUAUAAUCUAAUUGCCAUGAAUUAUAGGUUGUCGCCAGAGGUUAAGCAUCCAUUUCAUUUAUGGGAUGUACUAGAGGGCCUACAAUUUUUGGUGCAAAAUUACGAUAUCCAUAAAAUUCUGAUUGCAGGACAUUCAGUAGGUGCUACCUUAAUGUUGCAAUUACUAGACUACAACAAGAUACUUGAUACAGGCUUUCAGAUCCUCGUGGAGGAUCUGAAAGCCGACAAAAAUCGUACAGAAACAGAUUUGCAUGUUCCACUGAAAAAAGAACGAAUUCUAAUGAAUGAAGCUAUGGAAAAGCUUCAAUUAAGAACGUUCUGCUUUAUUGAUGGAAUCUACGAUAUUACUCAACUAAUUAGCGAAUAUGGAUGUCCUUAUGAAAGCUUUGUCAAUAAUGCAUUUUCAUCUCCUGAACAAUACGCAGAAGCUACACAAUUAUCCUCCUCCACUGUAGAUGUUGGAAGUCCCUUCAGCUACAAUACACAUCUGGCCAACGUUCGGAACGAAUUGAAUCUAGUAAUUCUUCAAUCUAACAAAGAUGAACUUCUUUCGAUGAGACAGACUAAUUUAUUUAUUGAAUACUUGACUCAGAAGAACCUAAACUUCAAACCUUUUGUAGGUGAAUGGGGAGGCCACGAACAUGUAUAUAGACACGAAGACGUAGCCAAUAUAGUGUUAGAUAGCAUAUAA
Molecule: messenger RNA, 876 nt
Organism: Debaryomyces hansenii CBS767
Lineage: Eukaryota; Fungi; Ascomycota; Pichiomycetes; Serinales; Debaryomycetaceae
Product: arylformamidase
Exons: 1
Coding region: 1-876 (291 amino acids)
Molecular function (GO): arylformamidase activity
Source: RefSeq, a predicted model, not a curated record